AUGGGCUGCAUAAAAUCCAAGUUCCUCCGGAAUGGAGGCAAAGCCUCGAAAACUGAAACCGGCGCCAACCCACACAGCCCUCUACACGUGCCAGACCCCACGUCCGUGGGCAAGCCGGGGCCUAACAGCAAUGAUCCUCACCCUCCCGUGUCCUUCCCAGCAGGUUCCGAGGACAUCGUCGUGGUUGCCCUGUAUGACUACGAGGCCAUUCACCACGAGGACCUCAGCUUCCAGAAGGGGGACCAGAUGGUGGUCCUGGAGGAGGCAGGGGAGUGGUGGAAGGCACGGUCCCUGGCCACCCGGAAAGAGGGCUACAUCCCAAGCAACUAUGUCGCCCGCGUGGACUCUCUGGAAACAGAGGAGUGGUUCUUCAAGGGUAUCAGCCGCAAGGAUGCAGAGCGCCAGCUCCUGGCUCCCGGCAACGUGCUGGGCUCCUUCAUGAUCCGGGACAGCGAAACCACUAAAGGGAGCUACUCGUUGUCCGUGCGCGACUAUGACCCCCGGCAAGGAGAUACUGUGAAGCAUUACAAGAUCCGGACCCUGGACAGUGGGGGCUUCUACGUAUCCCCAAGAAGCACCUUCAGCACCCUGCAAGAGCUGGUGGCCCACUACAAGAAGGGUAGUGAUGGGCUCUGCCAGAAGCUAUCGGUGCCCUGCGUAUCGUCCAAGCCCCAGAAGCCUUGGGAGAAAGACGCCUGGGAGAUCCCCCGGGAAUCCCUCAAGCUGGAGAAGAGACUUGGAGCUGGGCAGUUUGGAGAAGUCUGGAUGGCCACCUACAACAAGCACACGAAGGUGGCGGUAAAGACAAUGAAGCCGGGGAGCAUGUCAGUGGAGGCCUUCCUGGCAGAGGCCAACCUAAUGAAAACCCUGCAGCAUGACAAGCUGGUGAAGCUGCAUGCGGUGGUCACGGAGGAGCCCAUCUACAUCAUCACGGAGUUCAUGGCCAAAGGAAGCCUGCUGGACUUCUUGAAGAGUGAGGAAGGCAGCAAGCAGACCCUGCCAAAGCUCAUUGACUUCUCAGCUCAGAUUGCAGAAGGCAUGGCCUUCAUUGAGCAGAGAAACUACAUUCACCGAGAUCUCCGAGCUGCCAACAUCUUGGUCUCUGCAUCCCUGGUGUGUAAGAUUGCUGACUUCGGCCUGGCACGUGUCAUCGAAGACAACGAGUACACGGCCCGGGAAGGGGCCAAGUUCCCCAUCAAGUGGACAGCUCCUGAAGCCAUCAACUUUGGCUCCUUCACUAUCAAGUCAGAUGUCUGGUCCUUUGGUAUCCUGCUGAUGGAGAUCGUCACCUAUGGCCGAAUUCCUUACCCAGGGAUGUCAAACCCCGAGGUGAUCCGGUCUCUGGAGCGUGGGUACAGGAUGCCUUGCCCAGAGCACUGCCCCGAGGAGCUCUAUAACAUCAUGAUGCGCUGCUGGAAGAACCGUCCGGAGGAGCGGCCCACCUUCGAGUAUAUCCAGAGUGUGCUGGAUGACUUCUACACGGCCACCGAGAGCCAGUACCAACAACAGCCAUGACGGGCGGGACCAGGGCAGGGCCAGGAGCCCAGGCACAGCUGUGAAGGGCUCCAGCACCGUCUGCAGGGCCUACUACCCUUCCCACUCCUGGACACCCAUCCUCACUCUAGCCAGCUCCUUGUCUGUCCAGGGGGUGGCUUGGGCUGGACAGUUUCUUUUUGACUCUAGCAAUCGCCAUUCUCAGGAGGCCUCAGGUUGAAAUUCUAUUACCUGGGGUGGUUGGAUUUCAGGUACAGCUGUGAUUUGGAUGGGGAAUUUUCAAAAUAGUGAAAUAAAUAUUUAAAUAAAAGAUAUAAAGGCCAAAGGCUUUACCAAAA
Molecule: messenger RNA, 1832 nt
Organism: Carlito syrichta (Philippine tarsier)
Lineage: Eukaryota; Metazoa; Chordata; Mammalia; Primates; Tarsiidae
Gene: HCK
Product: HCK proto-oncogene, Src family tyrosine kinase
Exons: 12
Coding region: 1-1515 (504 amino acids)
Biological process (GO): cell differentiation; protein phosphorylation; cell surface receptor protein tyrosine kinase signaling pathway
Cellular component (GO): extrinsic component of cytoplasmic side of plasma membrane
Molecular function (GO): ATP binding; signaling receptor binding; non-membrane spanning protein tyrosine kinase activity
Source: RefSeq, a predicted model, not a curated record